AUGGCCGGCCAAGGAGAUGAUGUCAAGGUACUGGGCACGGCGGCGAGCAUGUUCGCGAUCCGCGUGCGCAUGGCGCUGCACGUCAAGGGCGUGAGCUACGAGUACCUGGAGCAGGACCUGUUCCACAAGGGCGAGCUCCUCCUCGCCUCCAACCCGGUGCGCAAGGCGGUCCCCGUGCUCAUCCACGCCGGCAGGCCCAUCUGCGAGUCGCUCGCCAUCGUCGAGUACGUCGACGAGGUCUGGGCCGGCGCCGCCUCGCUCCUCCCCGCGGACCCCUACGACCGCGCCGUCGCCCGCUUCUGGGCGGCCUACAUCGAUGACAAGGCUGUCCCCACGUGGAUAGGCAUCAUGAGGGCGGCCACGGAGGAGGACAGGGCGGAGGGGCUGGCCGCUGCGCUCGCGGCGGUCGCGCCCUUGGAGGACGCCUUCGCCCAGUGCUCUGGCGGGAAGGCCUUCUUCGCCGGCGACUCCAUCGGGUACCUCGACCUUGCGCUCGGGUGCAACCUCUUCUGGAUCGAGGCGCUGCGCCACAUGUUCGGCGUCACGGUCAUCGACGCUGGCAGGACUCCACGCCUGGCCGCCUGGGCUGAGAGGUUCGAGCAGACGGAGGCUGCAAAGAAGGCGGCGCCGCCCAUGGAAAGCAUGUUGGAGGAGGCCGAGAAGCUGCGGGCCAUGUGGGCUGCUGCUGCUGCCCCGGCUGCCAAGUAA
Triticum turgidum subsp. durum (durum wheat) is the source of this 708-nucleotide messenger RNA. NCBI's taxonomy places the organism in Eukaryota, Viridiplantae, Streptophyta, Magnoliopsida, Poales, Poaceae. The record is from the annotation of a GenBank genome assembly.